Ochotona curzoniae (black-lipped pika) is the source of this 1092-nucleotide messenger RNA. It is a transcript of the gene DMRTC2, whose product is annotated as DMRT like family C2. The record is from RefSeq and is a predicted model, not a curated record. Gene Ontology annotation, molecular function: sequence-specific DNA binding. The transcript has 8 exons. The coding region runs from base 1 to 1092 and encodes 363 amino acids. Gene Ontology annotation, cellular component: nucleus. Gene Ontology annotation, biological process: regulation of DNA-templated transcription. NCBI's taxonomy places the organism in Eukaryota, Metazoa, Chordata, Mammalia, Lagomorpha, Ochotonidae.
AUGGAACCCACCGAGAUGCCCGCCGUGCUCCCCGCGGCCGAGCCCCCCGCCGCCCCGGGCACCGAGCUCGUACCCCGGAGGACGGUCAGCCGCUCUCCCACCUGCGCCCGCUGCCGCAACCACGGCGUCACUGCCCACCUCAAGGGCCACAAGCGCAUGUGCCUCUUUCAGACUUGCGAGUGUCACAAGUGUGUGCUCAUCCUGGAGCGCCGCAGAGUCAUGGCGGCCCAGGUGGCCCUGCGCAGGCAGCAGGAGGCACAGCUGAAGAGGCACCUGACUCGGGGGCUGAUGAGGAGGGGGACAGCCCCCCACAAAGCUCCCAGCCGCGCCAAGAAGGCAGCGGCCCCAGCAGGGCUCUCCUCUGGAAAGGAGAACAUUGCCCCCCAGCCCCCUCAUGGGGCAGUCCCGCUGACGCUGACACCGCCCGGGAAGGAGCAACCUCGGGGGCCCCUGCUGCUGAGCCGGCCCCCAGAAGCCUUGCCUUUGCCCUGGGCUCCACUGCCUCCUGGCCCCUGGGCUCCCGGCCCCUGGCUGCCUCCCAGCCUCGCCAUGCCAGCUCCAGUGGUGUGCCGCCUGCUGUGCCAGGAACCUGCCAUCCCACUGCACCCAUUCCCUGGUUUUGACUCUGGCACCUCCCUCCGGCUGCCCACCCAUGGGCCCCUCCCGCCCUGCCCAGGACCUUGCUCUGUACUGACAGUUCCUCUUUCUGGGGAACCUCAAGGGCCCCCUGGCCUGCCCCGCACGUGCUCGACCCUGAUAGUCCAGUCCUGUGGCUCCCCAGACCCGCUUCUGCUGCAGCCACAGACCCCUGUAGCCCCUCGCCUGGCCUGGACAUCUGCCUCCUCAGAGCGGCAGCUGCAGCGGGAGGCAGCUGAGGCCCUUGUGGGCCUGAAAGAUUCCUCCCAGGCUCCCCGCCUGACCCCUUCUGUGCCCCCCAACCCCACCUGGAUCUCCUUGCUCCACCCCUGUGGACCACCAGCUCCCACAGGAGGACGCGGAUUCCAGCCAGUCGGGCCCUCACUCUGCCCCAGCUCAGCUCCGUCCAUGGCUCUGCACAUCGGCCGCCUCGGGUCCAUCUCCCUGCUGAGCUAG